CAAGCUGAAAGAAGGGGACACAUAUUUAGUUUUUAGAGUUAAAAUGUGUUGCACAGCUCUGCAGCUGCUGAUCCUGGUGUUGUUCUGCUGUCCAUCAUGUGCAGAAGAUGAGACUGAUCUCUCGGUUUCCUGCCCCGAACCCCAGAAGGCCUUUGGCAGCUCUUGCUAUGAGUUUGUCAAUCACCAGCGCUCUUUCUCCAGUGCUCAAGCUUGGUGUGAGGAGCGUGGAGGACACCUUGCUUUUAUCCCAGAUGAGGACACUCAGUAUUUCCUUCAGCGACACCUGGAUCCUGAGACGGACACAUGGCUGGGAGUUGCUUCUCCAAACCUGCAAAGCUCUGCAGCCGUUGCUGGUGAUCUCUGUUGGCUGGAUGGUUCACACAUCAUCUAUUCAAACUGGGCAAGCAGCCCACAGCCAGGAGCAGCGUGUGGCCACAUUUUAAAAGACUCUAGCUUCCAGUGGAAAGCCACAACAGACUGCAACAGAGAUAUGCGUUAUAUCUGCCAGUUUGAAUCUACGAGAUCCAUCGUGUGUCCAGCCCAUAAAAUCAUUUUGCGGUGUGGCUCCGCUCAAAUGUUAAUAAUUGAUGGUGGCUUCUAUGGUCGCCAGAACAUCCAUUACUGUCAGUCCACACUCUCUUCACCAACAAGCUCUACACAACAUCAUUGUGGUUGGUUGGAUGUUGGAGAUUCACUCGCAGCUCACUGCCAUGGUCGUCAGGAUUGCCGGGUUUCUGAGUUUGUGAACUCCUUUGAUGAUCCCUGUCCUCAGCUGGGGAGUUACCUGUCUGUGGAUUACCACUGCAAAGAUGGGCUCACACUGACACUGAGCAGUGUGGCUGCUGUUUUUACUGACAUCACCAUCAGCAUGAAAUGGCUCUUACAUCUGCCAUGGGGAAAACCUGCCUGCCGGCUGAGCACCGGGGACGGCUGUGUUGUUAAUUUGAACAGAGUCGAGGGGUUGAAGGACAGUGUGGUGCACAACUAUAUGUAUCCAAGUACAUUCAUUGUGGCAGUUGAAUGCACCAUCAAUGAUGUACUCAUCACAGCCCAGAAAACGAUUAUCAUCCUAGAGCCUGUCACAGCCAUCAGUGCCACUCGAUGCUAUGCUGGAACACGGGGUUUUAAUGUGAGCAUGUGCAAAGUCCUGUAUGGAGGAACACUUCAAAUUCAAAUGGAAGCAAAAGCAGGGUCAAAUGUGAGCUUCAGAAUCCAGCGUGAUGACGCUGUGUUGUCCAGUUUAUCUGUGAUCAGAGGAAAUGUUCCUCAUAACGUCACAGUGACUCCAGUAAUGAUGAAGCAGCUCAGUCCCGGCUGCCACCAGCUGGCAAUUUAUGCUUCUAACAUGGUCACGUUCCCUGAAGUGUCCGCAGACCUGCAGGUGUGUGUUGUGGAGAAAGUAGCUGGACUUCAGGCCUCCAUGUUGACAGAGACGGAUGACGGAUGUUUGGACUCUCCAGAUAUUUCUGUUGGUGUUUCUCUUGAGCAGGGAGCACCUGUACUGCUCCUCUUCUCUCUGACUGGAGAUGACGACACUUUCCAUGAGACGAGAGAAAUGAAUGGAAGAGAGGGAAUUUUUCAUAUCGGAAACCCAAUUCAAGGAACUGUCCAAGUGAAACUCAGAGCAGUGAAUGACUUCUCCUCACUGGAGGUGGAUGUGGAUACAUUGACUCCUUGUGGCAGUGAUACAGUCAUUAAACCUGAAGACAGAUGGUUGAGGUUGAACCCUUGGAUGACAGAGAAUCUUGUCAGAGUUGUCAGAUCAUCGUGGGAAAUUGAAGCAGACCCUUCCGAAUCUGUCGACAAAUAUCAAAGUAUCACGCUUUCCGUAGAUAAAGCAACCAACAGCAACCAGCACUCCGGUAAACGAUACCAGUGGGAAUGCAAAAGUCCCUGCAAUUGUGAAGGAAGGACCAGUGAAGUGACUCACACAAUUACAAAAAAUUGCCUACCUUAUCCAUUUGAGUUUAACAAAUAUCAUUUUAGUUUAAUACAAGAUAAUGUUGUGAAAAAGACCGCAUCCAUAUGCAUCACUCUGAUACCUACAUAUGGGACGUUAAUGAGACUCACCUGUACAAGUGGCUGUGACCCAGUAAUGGAGAACAAAGAUGCAAAAAUUGAAAUAUCAUGUCCUUUAUGUCCACAACUGGUGUGGACCAUCGAGGACCCAAGAGGCCAUGAGGACUGGCUGGAUGAGACAGAGAGCUGCUACAGAGAGUCUGAAAAAAGGCCACCAAUACUGAAGCAGACUGGUGGACAAGAAUACACCGUGAGCUACAGCUAUCUUGCUCUGGCCAAGUCGGCGGGUCUGGAUGUCACUGUGGUUGUGACUAGUUCUUCGUCCCUACUCUCGAAGCCCUAUUAUGCAAAAUACACCAUAAAGACAUCCUCUACCGCAAUUCCCGCUCCUACCACAAACAAUCCAACUACCAUGGUUACGACAGCCAAAGCUGGAGAUACCCCUGCUGCUUCACCACCCCCCACCACUAUAAGUGACCCCACCAUUUCUGAUGGCCUCUCAUGUAGCAUUUCACCAUCGCGAGGAACAGUCCUUGAUGCUUUCAAUAUAACCUGCAAGACUGAAGGUCCCUGUUCUUAUUGUGACUAUUGUUUUAAGACGGGAGGUAAAGACCUGCUUUGCAGCAGGAAAAGUGAAGUCAGAUCUGUCUUCCUUCCUCUUGGAGACAGCAGUUCUGACUACAACCUGAUAAUAACAGCAACUGCAAAAAAGGACAGCUUUGUUCUUAGCACCAAAAUAACAACAUGGGUGCUGGAUUUGACUGAAGAAACCAUAGAUGAGCUGAAAGUGUCAAUGGAAAAGGCUGUGGCUCAGCUAAAGGCACAGGGUCUGCUGUCGGGAGAAACUGUGGGCCAGUUCCUGAUUUCUGUGGCCAAGAACCUGGACAAUCAAUCUGAUGAAUCAAAAGAAGACGACAGGCAACAGCUACGCGAGGACAUGCUGGACAUAUUGAUUGGUGCAGUUGAAGACGUGCCUCCAAGCACUCCAGAAGAGAUUCAGGUUUACACUAGAAGUCUCAUUGCUGUCAGUGCGAAGGGCACCGAGCUUACCUCCUCUGCUCAGGAAGACGCUGCGUUCUUGUGUGUGAGCCUCAGCUCAUCUCUCCUCAACAUGGGCCUGAACAAAAGUGAAGAAAGCAAGAAAGAAAUACGCAGUACAGCCAGUAUCAUCGUUGAAGGAGUCGGCAAUAUCCUGAGCUCUUCUGCUCUGAGUAGAAAUGUCUCUGAAGCCAUUCUCCUUGCCCUGAAAAAUACACAGAGUGCUCUGUUGAUGUUUAUCGAUGUAAAUGAGGGGCCAGUAAUCAUUCGCCAACCAACUGUAGGUGUUUUAGUCAAUAGAAUGACCUUGGGAAGUCUGCACACAGAAUCUAUACAUUUUCCCAAUUGUUCCUGCCCCAGAUUUACUCUACCAGCACUGCCCUCUAACAUACUUCCCUCAGAAGAACCUGUUGAUGUACAAAUGUUAUUUUUAGGUAAAAAUCUAUUUGCCUGGAAUAAGGGAGGAAACAUCAGUGGACAAAUAGGGGAUCUCACCCUCACAAGACAAAAUGGCUCCAUUAUUAAUGUGGGGAAUUUAAGUGAGGAUGUUGAGAUUCUGUUGCCAAGGCCUGAUGGAGAGCAAGUGAACACCUUAGUUUUGGACCUGGGAAACUAUAGCACCAUGGUCAUUGACAUCCCUUCAACUGACACGACGCUGGUGUUAAAGAUGAAGCCUUCUGAGGAUCCAUUACCCUUCAAGCUGUUCCUCGGUCAUAUGAGUUACCCCUCUGAAGCUGACUAUGCAGCGAUGACAGAGAUGCCUCACCAAGGAACUACACAAGAGCAGAGAUACACUUGGCUUGUAGACCCUAUGAGUUUCAAGGGAAAAACUGGAGUCUAUUAUCUUGUUGUGCGGCCCAUUGUAGGUCCUGGUAUAAAAUCUAUUAAUGCCAGUUUAUCAGUCACUUCCAUCUCUGCUGCUUGUCGGUUUUGGGAUGAAUCAUUACUGGAGUGGGGCACUAAUGGAUGCAGGGUUGGUGUUGAGACCACAUCUCGAGUCACCCAGUGCCUGUGCAACCACCUGACCUUCUUUGGGAGCUCCUUCUUUGUUACUCCCAACCUUGUUGACCCAUCACGAACUGCUGAGCUGUUCAGUACCUUUGCUGAGAAUCCUGUGGUUGUGUGCUUUGUCAGCGCACUUUUUCUGGCUUAUCUUGUUGUGGUUGUGUGGGCUCGAAGAAAAGACAUUCAAGAUGCACUCAAGGUGAAGGUGACAGUUCUGAAGGACAACAACCCCAUGGAUGAGUACAGUUACCUAUUGAAUGUUUGCACUGGACAUCGGAGAGGAGCUUCCACCUCCUCUCAGGUAACGUUAACUUUGCUGGGUGCUGACGGCAACAGCAAACCGCACCACCUGACAGAUCCAAAGAAAAGGGUGUUUGAGAGAGGUGCUCUGGAUGUGUUCCUGCUAACUACACCCUUCUCGCUGGGAGAACUGCAAGGCAUCAGGCUGUGGCACAACAAUCUGGGGAGCCAUCCUGCUUGGUUUGUAGGAAAUGUCAUGGUGCAGGAUAUACAGACAAACCAGAAAUGGUAUUUUCUGUGCAACUCGUGGCUGGCCAUAGACUUGGGUGAUUGUUCCCUGGAUAAAGUUUUUCCUGUGUCGACAGAGGAAGAGCUGAAGACGUUCGGUAAUUUGUUCUUUAUGAAGACGGCAAAGGAUUUAAGUGAUGGACACCUCUGGUUUUCUGUGCUCAACCGACCACCGAGCAGCACCUUCACUUGUGUACAGAGAGUGUCUUGCUGUUUCUCCCUACUUCUCUGCACAAUGCUGACCAGCCUCAUGUUUUAUGGCAUACCGACAGACCCAUCAGAGCAAACCAUGGACCUUGGUUACUUUGAGUUUACCUGGCAACAGUUCAUGAUUGGAGUUCAGAGCUCACUCAUCAUGUUUCCAGUCAAUUUCCUCAUUGUCAGCAUCUUCAGAAACACUCGUCCUCGGGAGACGCCUUGCUGCAAGAGCAAACCAGGAAAAACAAACAGCAGGAAGCAGAGGAGAACUUUGCAGACUCCUUCCCCACAGACUGACAUUGACAUAAAUGUCAAUGUCACUUUAGAUAGGAUCACCAAGGAUAUUUCAAGAAUUGCUCUAUCGCUGUCAAAGGCUGUGAAAAGCAACACUGCACGCACAGAGUCUGAGUUUGGGCUGGAGCGACAACUUGAUAUCAAUGCAGCCCUUUCUGUGGUGGAGGAUUUUGUGAGAGGGAACGGUGAUAGCAGUGGCUUUCACAAUCUUGCUCAGUCUCAGCUACCAGAAACGGGUGCUGGUGUGCAUCCUGGGUCAGAUGUGGAGGUCAUUCAGAAGAGCCACAAAACUCAGUAUCUGCACAGGCAGCUGUGCCACAUCCACGAAGAGCUAAGCCUGCUGGGAUCCUCCAGCUUUUCCACCACUGACAGCUACAGCCAGGCUCUGCAGCAAGUGCAGGGCAUCAAGGCCAUCCUUGAUGAGCAGCUCCUCACAACCAGUGUCGUCAACCGCGAUGAAAUCACACAAAAAAACAGGUUGGGUUCUGCAGACAACACGGACGACGAGGAUGAACAGAGGAAAAGGAGGUGCUGUCAUGGAGGGCUUCCCUGGUGGUUUGUUUUUGUCGGCUGGUUCAUCGUGGCCGGUACCAGUUUUGUAGCAGCAUAUUUUACAAUGCUUUACGGUUUGAAGUUUGGGAAGGAGCGGUCCAUUAGCUGGUUGGUGUCCAUGGUGGUGUCCUUUUUCCAGAGUAUCCUCAUCAUUCAGCCUUUAAAGGUGCUAUGUUUUGCUGUGUUCUUUGCACUUGUAGUAAAGAAAGUUGAUGAUUUUGAAAAGGUGCCAUUUAAUGACUCAAAUGAAGGUGAUGGUGAGGACCAACAAAGAGUCGGACAGAAUCAGACUCUGUAUGAGCCGCCACCUCCUGCAGACAUUGAAAGGAUGAAAAGGAACAAGAUUAUAGAGCAGAAAGCCUUGGCUCUCCUCAGAGAGAUUUUCAUCUAUAUAGGUUUCAUGUGGAUGUUGCUGCUUGUGGCGUACGGACAGAGAGAUCCCAACGCAUUUCUCCUAAAUCAGCACAUCCGGAAAAGCUUUAGCGGCCGAGUCUCACACAGCAUGAGUCUCGGGGACGUGUUCGCUUGGGCCAACACAUCUCUACUCGGUAACCUCUUUGGAAUUUAUCCAGGAUUUAUCACAGAUGGAAAGUCCAAACUGGUAGGAAACGCUCGUCUUCGCCAGCUGAGAGUGCAGAAGAAUUCCUGUCAGGUUCCAGGCCUCAUGCUGCAGCUUGUGCCGGACUGUCAUGCUCUGUAUUCAUGGGAGGUGGAGGACAUGGGCUCCUAUGACCAGGGCUGGCACCAGUCUCUGAGCGAUAAUUCUUCCAUGAGCACCCCCAGUCCUUGGAUGUACCAGACACGAGCACAGCUCAGGGCUUCUCCCGUGUGGGGCAAGAUGCUGCUCUACAGGGGAGGCGGCUUCGUAGCGGAGCUCGGCCCGGAUUUAAAAAAUGCCAGCAGGACACUUGAGGAUCUGUUCAGGAACAAAUGGCUGGAUAUGUACACGAGGGCAUUGUUUGUCGAGUUCACUGUUUAUAACGCUAAUGUGAAUCUGUUCUGCAUCGUCACACUCCUGUUUGAGACCACAGCUGUAGGAGCAUUUCAGUUCCACAGCGAGCUGCGGAGUGUCCGUCUCUACCAGUCAACUGGGAAUCUUCACUUCUUCGUAAUGGCUGCUGAAAUCAUAUAUCUGCUUUUCAUCAUCUAUUACAUGUUCAUGCAGGGCAAACUGCUGAAGCAGCAGCGGUGGGCUUACUUUACAAGUAAGCGGAACCUCCUGGAAUUGUCCAUCAUCGUACUGACCUGGAGUGCUGUGGCUGUUUUCAUCAGGAGAACCCUGCUUGGCAACCGUGAUAUGACGUACUACCAAAACCACAAAGACCAAUUUGCCAGCUUCUAUGAGACGGCGAGCACUGACUCAGUGUUUCAGUAUCUGAUCGCCUUCUUGGUUCUGCUUGCCACUGUCAAACUGUGGCACCUGCUCGGACUCAACCCCAAGAUGAACAUUAUCUCGGCCACACUGCAGCGAGCCUGGAGUGACAUAUCGGGCUUUAUUGUGAUUAUUGUGAUUAUGCUCAUAGCAUACUCCGUUGCAUGCAACGUGAUUUAUGGCUGGAAGCUGUCCUCUUAUAAAACUUUGGCUGACGCCCUUCUUACAAUCAUCAGCUUGCAGAUUGGCAUCUUCAACUACGACGAGGUCUUUGACUAUAACCCCGUGCUUACUGGAUUGCUUAUUGGCUCCUGCAUCAUGCUCAUGACAUUUGUGAUGCUCAAUCUCCUCGUUUCAGGAAUCCUUGUGGCAUUCAACCAGGUGCAGAUGGAGCAUAAGCCCUCAGAGGAGAAGGAGAUUGUUGACCUGAUGCUGAAGAAAGUCCAUAGUUUUUUUGGACUCAAAUAUGAAGACACAAACAUGACUGGCAGCAGGGACUUGAAUCCCGAGGAGAAGCUUUAAUGCGGUGGUUUGGAAUAUUUACAGGGCACGAACAUCCACAUGCUCAUGUGCAACUUGUAAUUUAAUCUUUGCUUGCUCUGCUACUUUGUAAGGGUGCUAUGGUAGAUAAUGACUACUGUACAGAUUUGCACUGCUCUUUAUUCAUGCAAUUAUGCAGAUCUUCGCCCGGCUCAUCGUCUCUCACAGUAGAGAUCUGGCGUGCAUAAAAAAUUCAGAAAAUAAUGAACCGGGUUAAAACAUAAUCAUACAUACAAAUGUACUAAAUGUAUGUAUAAGCUUCAAAAUUACAAAAAAAUAACACAAAAACACAGAUUAGUCUCCUAUUGUGAAAUGUAUCCACACUGUGUAUGGUACCAGAAAAAUAAUUGUCUCACUUGCUGAAGAGAGUGCUUCGUAUGCAAAGACAUUAUAUAGAAUACUGCAUGGCGUUCAUUUUAAGAAGCUGUGCAACGGAACCCCUGCAAUCGUGCAGCGGGGGUUGCCGGGUAAAAUUGACGAUGAUCCGCUUUUGGAUAUCAGUUGAAUAUCUACCUUGAAACUACCCAUCCAUCUACCCUUCUACCCUUUAUCCUCCACAUGAGGGUCACAGGAGUGCUGAGCCAAUUUCAGCUAAUUUCAAUGAAACCGGCGCUUUACAUCCAGGUUAAAAGUCCAAUCCGUGACGAUCCUUGUUUCGACAGCAUGUACCUACCUUUUCCAUUGCAGUUAAUGUCGUAUUUAUGUCGAUUUGUAUGUAUAGUUCUGUGUUUAAAAAGAAAGAUACAAUUAAACAAUGGUGUCUGAAAUGCACACCGUCUGAUUACUCAGUAAUUUAGUCUUUAGAAGACUUUUAUUCACGAAAACUAUAGAUGAAUGAAUUUCAAGUGAAACACUUCAAGUUGCACCUACCUGACUCAAUAUUUUGGUGGUGAUGUCAGUAUUCUAGACAGACAUGAUACAUUAUUCACAUCAGCAACUCCAUCACCUCCAUCGACUCUGCAAACAGCUCGUAUGUGGUGCGGAACACUUUGUUACAAUCGUACCUUAAAGGUCACAGUGGCGCGUUCGUGACUGACAUAUUCUGUGUCUGCGUCUUUGUCUCAUUAUCUCUUCUGUAACAGUCUUUGCGUGCAUUUCUCUCACUGAGAAAUCUCAUUUCCUUCAUGCUCCACCAUCCUCAUUCCAGCGUUCUCUCGGCCUCGCUCUCCGUGCUAGAUUGUUCUCUGAUGUUAUUGUAUAAUUGAAUAUUUGACUGUUCGAGUUGCCCCAGUCAAAUCACUGGCAUUCCAUUUUCCCUGUCUCAUCAGUUUCAUCUAAUUCAUUUCCCAAAGAUGAGGAUAAAAGAAUGAAAAAAUGACUAGCUGUAUUGUUUCAGAAAUAUGACACUUGAGCUGCAUAAAUUGAGCUAAAAUAUAAUUUACUCUGUAAAAAUCCAUUUUAAUCAUUAUGUGUACCUAGUAAGUGUCCAGUGUGGUCUUCAGCUGCUGUCGUUCAUCUCCUUCAAGGUUCAGAGAUGCAAAACUGCAUAAUUUCUGCAUAAUUUAGUUGUUUAGUUAUUCUGCAUUUAAUUUAGUUUUGAAUCAGUCUGGCCUUUUCUCCUCUGAUGUC
Solea solea (common sole) is the source of this 9115-nucleotide messenger RNA. RefSeq names its product polycystin-1-like protein 2. Gene Ontology annotation, molecular function: calcium channel activity; protein binding; carbohydrate binding. The coding region runs from base 44 to 7528 and encodes 2494 amino acids. Gene Ontology annotation, biological process: detection of mechanical stimulus; kidney development. Gene Ontology annotation, cellular component: membrane. The record is from RefSeq and is a predicted model, not a curated record. NCBI's taxonomy places the organism in Eukaryota, Metazoa, Chordata, Actinopteri, Pleuronectiformes, Soleidae. The transcript has 44 exons.